Molecule: messenger RNA, 3791 nt
Organism: Rattus rattus (black rat)
Lineage: Eukaryota; Metazoa; Chordata; Mammalia; Rodentia; Muridae
Gene: Zscan18
Product: zinc finger and SCAN domain containing 18
Exons: 9
Coding region: 218-2701 (827 amino acids)
Source: RefSeq, a predicted model, not a curated record
CUCGCUCGGGGGUCGCAGUUUACCGUGCUUCAGGCCGCGCACGCGUAGUGCAGUGGGCCGCCAUCGCCGCUCGGUGUUCGAGGCUGCGAGAGCCUGUAAGGCAACGCUGCGCAGCAGGGUCUGGUACUGCUGACUUCUCUUGGUUACCCUGUUAUACUUGCCAUCUUUGCUGAGUUCUUGGCUAGACACAGUUAUAUUUCUGUGGCAGCCUGGGAAGAUGCUGCCUUUGGAGAGGGUAUUAGCCUCCCCUAGAAGCUCCCCACCCCAACCAGAACCAUCUACUCUGUGGUCAGAAGAUACAGCCCAGCAGGAAGAACCUAGCCAGCAGGAGGAAUGCAGGAGGCAGGAUGAACUCAUUCAGAAAGAGGAACCCAUCCAGCUGCUGGAACCUAGUCAGAGGGAUGAGCCCAACCAGAGGGAAGAAUUCAGUGAGCAGGAUGAUCCUCCCAACCAGGGGGGAGAACUCAGUGAGCAGCAAGAACCUAGUCUGUGGGAUGAGCCCAAUCAAGAGGAAGAGUCUGUCCAACUGCAAGAACCCAGCCAGAGGGAAGAACCUGACCAGAAGGAUGUACCCAUGCAGCAGGAAGAACCCAUGCAGCAGGAUGAGCCCAGCCAGUGGGAAGAACCCAUGCAGCAAGAUGAGCCCAUGCAGCAGACAGAGCCCAUUGAGCAGCAUAAACCCAUCCAACAGGAGGAACUCAUCCAGCAGGAGGGACCCAUUGAGCAGGAUAAGCCCAUCCAACAGGAAGAACUCAUCCAGCAGGAGGGACCCAUUGAGCAGGAUAAGCCCAUCCAACAGGAAGAACUCAUCCAGCAGGAGGGACCCAUUGAGCAGCAUAAACCCAUCCAACAGGAGGAACUCAUCCAGCAGGAGGGACCCAUUGAGCAGCAUAAACCCAUCCAACAGGAAGAACUCAUCCAGCAGGAGGGACCCAUUAAGCAGCAUAAACCCAUCCAACAGGAAGAACUCAUCCAGCAGGAGGUAUCUAUUGAGCAGGAUAAGCCAAUCCAACAGGAAGAACUCAUCCAGCAGGAGGGACCCAUUGAGCAGCAUAAACCCAUCCAACAGGAAGAACUCAUCCAGCAGGAGGGACCCAUUAAGCAGCAUAAACCCAUCCAACAGGAAGAACUCAUCCAGCAGGAGGGACCUAUUGAGCAGGAUAAGCCCAUCCAACAGGAAGAACUCAUCCAGCAGGAGGGACCCAGUGAGCAUGAGCAGGAAAAUGAACAGGAGGAGCUCAGCCAACGGAAAGAGCUUAGCCAGAAGGUUCAACCCAACCAACAGGAGGAGCUCAGCCAACAGAAAGAGCUUAGCCAGAAGGAUCAACCCAAACAACAGGAGGAGCUCAGUCAACAGGAAUUACCUAGCCAGCAGGAGGAACCCAACCAACAGGAAAAGCCUCAUCAGCGGAAGGAAACAGAAACCAUCACUGAGAGAUCUGCUGCUGACCUUGAGUUCUCCCGCCUGCGCUUCCGGGAGUUUGUCUACCAGGAGGCAGCUGGGCCUCACCAGACUUUGGCCAGCCUUCAUGAGCUAUGCCGUCAGUGGCUGAGGCCGGAGGCCUGCUCCAAAGAGCAGAUCCUGGAGCUGCUGGUUCUGGAGCAGUUCCUGGGCAUCUUGCCAGACAGGGUCCGUCCCUGGGUGGUAGCCCAGUAUCCUGAGAAUUGCAAGAAAGCUGCCUCCCUGGUGGAGGGUAUCUCUGACAUCCUGGAGGAGCCAGGAAUGAUGUUGUGUUCCCCGGGUGGGUCAUCAUCGUCAUUCAGCGAGGGAGACUAUGAGAGGUGUCCUGAGCCCCUGCUGCUACCAUGUGGGUUGCUAAGUCCCAGCAGAAACUUAAGACCUAGGGACAUCCUGGUACGCCGUGAUACUUCUCCCCUCCUUCCAGCCUGGCCUACGCUGGAAUCUGUGCAUUUGGAUCAAGAGCAUACAGAGGGAGGAAAGAGUGAAAAGGCCAACUCUGCCACUGUUGAGCUGAAGGAGCCUCUGCAGUCGGAAUGGGACCACCUGGAUCCCACAGAGGAUAACCUGACCAGUUACAGCAAGCUGCUCCUGUGGGGGUGUCAGUUUUCCCAGGCUGGUCCAUCUUCCAUGCUGGAGACAGAGAAAUCUUGUGUGGCGGAAGAACUGCCAGGGAGCAGCCUCCCAGACAGCACCGGGCAGCAGGAAAGCAGAGGAAAUGUGUGUGAAGAAGUCUCUUUAGGGGAGACACUGAUGGAGAGUCUUUCAGGGGAUGUUCCUGUUAGCCCUUUGAUAGAUACUACCCUGGAGGAGAGACAGCAACCUCAGAAGGCUUUGGAUGCUGAGGAUGAGGCUGAGGAUUCAAGCCCUACCAGUCCCCAGAGGCAAUCAGUCAUCCAGCAGUCAGCCCAGGACAAGGAUAGGCCACAUCAAGGCACUGGGACAAAGAGGCCCCAUCCAGAUGAUGAGGAGGAAGAGGACCCUGAGUGUCUUUCCAGCACCAGCAGCUAUCAGCUGCCAUUUGAUGCAGGGAAGGUGCUUCAUGUGGAUGGUGAUGAACCAUCUGGGAAGGACCCAGGAAUUUCUGCUGAGGGAUGCUCUGCAACUGAUGAAUUUAGUGCAUCUCAAGGGAAGCCCUAUACAUGCAGUGAAUGUGGAGAGGCCUUUGCAUGGAUCUCGAACCUUAUGGAGCAUCACAAGAGUCAUGGCAGUGAGACAUGCUAUGUGAGCCAGGGCUACUAGGAACCCUUACAGUUCAGCUUAGUUGUGGUCAAACACCCCAAGAGUCACAUACAAAACAACAAAAGAAAGCCACACCUAGAGCCCUUCUCUGCCACAAGCAAAACUCACUGAUGGGAAGAUUGGCAGCUUCUAGUGUGUGGGUGGUUUUCCUUAUACAACUUGAGGUGUAAGGCAAAGCAACUCUGCUAUGACUGUCCCAUAACAUGACAGUUGUAGCCUGAGUGAUCCUAAGACUCAUGUAGUAGUGGAUUCUUGUAUUUCUAAAGGCAUAUCUGUGCUUAUUUUCUGGAUGCUAACGUGCUCAUCAUCUUAGAAACACACUUUGGUCUGAUGUUAUAUCCUGUAAACUAUCACAUGUGUUGGAAGACUCCAUUUCUGCAGUACUUUAAUACCAUUCAUACUCUGGUCAUUUGACAUUGUACAAAGUGUUGAGUUGCCUUAAAGUACGUGAUCUGUUGGCGCUUUCUUGAGCCCUUCUUGCCUCAGUUGCUUCUCGAGCUCCUUGUUUGUUCACAUAUAAUUCUUGCCAUCUAUUUUGGCCUUUUUGUAAGUAUGUGAUGUCAGGUUUACUUCUGAAUCCUUAAGAGCAAAUGCUGUUUCUUAGUUCAAGUCACAUAUGUGGAGUGGCUUGCAAAGAUCACAAAAUAUGCUGAUUUCACACUGGGUUUGAGCCCAUUAGUGAGUUGUGAAGUCCGGUCAGUGGAUGGCCACUGAUACUACAAAACAAUGAAGUAGAAUGAAAGGUCAGAAUGCAUCAUGUAGUAAAAGCAAGUAUUUUUUUGUGAAACUUCUCAGCUGAGUAUCUGAGAGCUGGCUACCACAUUAAUUAAAUAUAUUUGUUAAUGGGUACAAGCAUACAGGUUGAAGAAACGAUCUGUAUCUGAGCUGAGAGAACCAAAUGUGGCCUACAUAGGUGAUCUUGUGGUUUUGCUUUUAACCAGAUUACAACAUUGUUUCUAUUGCCUGACCAUAAAUGUAAUUGCUCUGCAGAUACAGAAAGAGUGUCUUUUUCUGUCAGUGUUUGAGCAGGCAAUUUGUGUAACCCCCAAAUCAGAGGCUUACCAUAAUAAAGUAUUUAUUUCUUCAUUCA